AAUCCACUGCUUUUUUGUUUUUUCUAGUGAUGAUUCCUGCUGAACAUGUUCCCUGUUCAUCAGGAACUGAAGCUUCAGUUUGAGUAGUGUGCCAAUGAACAUGGAUCAUGGAGGGGCACCAUCAAAGCUUGAAGAUUCGGUUAUAGAUGAUUCAGUUAAGAACCGAAGAACAUGCCCACACACUCACAAGUCUGCUCAUGCUUCAGUGAAACUCCAGAGACCAUCAGGAAACCGAGUGGCGGUUAGAAAGUACCGAGAGAAGAAGAAAGCACAAAACGCUUACUUAGAGCAAGAGGUUAAGAAACUGCGGCUUGUGAAUCGAGCAUUGAUUCGAAAACUGCAGCUGCAGGCUGCUCUUGGAGCAGAAGCUGUGAGGCUUAGAAAGUUGUUGAUGGAUUUGAAAUCUCGGAUUGGUAACGAGCUGGGGGUUUCUCGAGUUUACAAGCAGAGCUGCAAUGGUAGCUCUGACGGUUGCAUCCGUAGUGACUGAUCCAUGGAUACUCAGGUCUUAAUAUGGAUAUAAAACACUGGCCAUUGGUGCAUGUAUGUAAAAAUAAAUUCACAAUAUUAUUUCCAUUUUUGUUUAAUUGAUUUGAAAGUUAUUGUCUUGUUUUUUGAGUUAUUAAGUAAC
Molecule: messenger RNA, 631 nt
Organism: Helianthus annuus (common sunflower)
Lineage: Eukaryota; Viridiplantae; Streptophyta; Magnoliopsida; Asterales; Asteraceae
Product: basic leucine zipper 23
Exons: 1
Coding region: 95-490 (131 amino acids)
Biological process (GO): regulation of transcription by RNA polymerase II; DNA-templated transcription
Molecular function (GO): DNA-binding transcription factor activity, RNA polymerase II-specific; RNA polymerase II cis-regulatory region sequence-specific DNA binding
Source: RefSeq, a predicted model, not a curated record